Molecule: messenger RNA, 3951 nt
Organism: Silurus meridionalis
Lineage: Eukaryota; Metazoa; Chordata; Actinopteri; Siluriformes; Siluridae
Exons: 2
Coding region: 346-3951 (1201 amino acids)
Biological process (GO): proteolysis
Molecular function (GO): RNA-DNA hybrid ribonuclease activity; nucleic acid binding; aspartic-type endopeptidase activity
Source: RefSeq, a predicted model, not a curated record
GGUAGAGGCAGAGGAAGAGGAGGAAUGUUUCAACCAAGAAAUUAUCAACCACCGAGAGGAGGAAGAUGCUGGAAUUGCCAAGAUCCCAAUCACAUGAUGAGAAACUGCCCCUAUCCAAUAAGACAACAGCAAGGAAACCAGCAACAAAAUCAAAGCUGGCAAGACCCCGGAAAUUGGGCGGGACCAUGGAUGGGCCAGAAUCAGCAGAAUCAGCAAACUCAGGCAAGCUUUGGAGGUGGCCCUCCGGGACCACCUCAAGGUAACAUGUGAAGAUGCCCAGAGAAGCCAGAGGGGGAGCUGGUACAGUGCCCCACCUCACUGUACCCUGCACAAGAACCAACUAUAAUGGUGGAUGUGAGUAAUCAGCUCCAGACAUCAUUUUUGAUUGACACAGGAGCAACAUUUACAAGCAUUGGAAAAGAAGGCUCUAAGCUCCCCCUCUCACGCAAAGCAGUAAAGACAGUAGGCUUCUCGGGUAAAACUCAAACUUUGCAUUUCACAGAGCCACAAGACAUAACAGUAGAAGGAAUCACAAUACAAGCACCAUUGUUGUAUUCCCCCGAUACCCCAGCGAAUCUACUAGGCAGAGAUGUACUGUGUAAGCUAGGAGCAAAAAUCUUCUGUGGGCCUACAGGAGUGUGGGUCGAACUGCCCGAAAUCCUAGCUCAACAGUGUGUGAUGGUAGAAAGAAAAAUAGAACAACAGACACUGGAUAAAGUCUAUUGGCUGGAACUCGACGUGACAUCUUCAGAACUUCACAAGCUGUAUGACCACUUGAAAACAUGGUUUACAAACAUGCGUCCAGACUGUAAGGAAACCAGGAAACCAUGGCACUGCACAAUAAGGUAUGAUGAGGGGGGACAAGAUGAAGAAUAUGAGACUUUGUGGGGAGAACAUGUAGAAGGAAACCAGUACAGCCUCAAAGUAGAAAACGUGAUCAUUGGUCCCCAGGGGAUAGCUGCAACAGUACAACUACCAGACCACAUUGCACAGUGGUAUUCAGUUGAGAGCUCUGUUCCACAUGUCUCCCUGAUGAUCGGGCAAAAUUAUAAAUCAAAAGACUUAGGGCCAAUGGUCAGAGAAGCAAGUCAGAUAACUGAAUGGAUACCAGUGGAAAAAGACAUGAGCAUGACAUCAGACAGGAAAUAUCUCAGAAUAAAAUUAACAGCUGAAGACAGUGCGGUAGCUCACACUAUUUUGAUCAACAGACAGAUGCAAGUGAGAACACAAGUAGGGCAGGUAGGACAAUGGCAACAGAAGGAAGAACAGGCUGAACUAGAAGAAGAACAGGUACUGAAACAGAUUCCGGAAAAACUAUGGACUAAACACCAGACAGAUGUAGGGUUAGUUAAGUCAUCAGGGUUGGCGAAAAUUCAAUUAAAACCCAAUGUGCAAUUACCAUACCAGAAACAAUACCAACUGUCGCAACAGGCGAUAGAGGGGAUAAGACCCACCAUUGAAGGACUAGUUGAAGCAGGAGUGUUAAUCCCAACAGACAGCCCUUGCAACACCCCCAUCUUUCCGGUCAGAAAACCAAAUUCAGACAAGUGGAGAUUGGUCCAUGAUUUAAGACCAAUAAAUCGUGUGGUGGUAGCAGAAAAUCCUGUAGUACCUGAUCCACACACACUGUUAACAAACAUCCCUGAAGGGACUAAAUGGUACACUGUAAUUGACUUAUGCUCAGCAUUCUUUAGUGUGCCUCUGCAUCCUGAGUCUCGGUUUCUGUUUGCAUUCACAUACGGGGGAAAACAAUACACCUACACACGUCUGCCACAAGGGUAUUGUGAAAGCCCGUCAAUUUUUAACCAGGUGUUAGCACGAGAUUUAGCAGACCUAGACAUUCAAAGCAGUUUGCUUCAAUAUGUAGACGACCUACUGAUUUGUAGUCAAACCAAAGAACAGUGCGUGAAAGACUCGUUAAAGAUUCUGGAAACCCUAGCUCAUAAUGGACACAAGGUCAGUAAGGAAAAAUUGCAAUUCUGCCGACAAAAGGUAGAAUAUUUGGGUAGAGUGCUCGAAGGCACUACACGAAAGAUCUCGCCCUCUCAUGUAGAGGCAAUUCAGAAGACACCACAACCACAAACAGUGCAACAUAUGUUGUCAUUCCUGGGUUUAGCAGGUUUUAGCAGACCAUGGAUUUGUGAUUUUGCAUUAAAGACACAACCUCUCAGAGACAUGAUGAAAGCAGCUGAUCAGACAAAAUCUAGCGCACGCCUAGUCUGGACAGAAGAAGGAAAAAAGGCUUUUGAAACUAUCAAAAGUGAUCUAAAAUCUGCUCCUGCACUAGCCUGUCCAGACUACACAAAACCAUUUCACCUCUAUGUGUCAGAAAGACGAGGUUUUGCAUCAGCCAUUUUAGCACAACAGCAACAGAGCAUGGGAAAGAAGCCAAUUGCAUACUAUAGUACGGCUCUUGAUAAUGUGGAAAAAGGCAUGCCACCUUGUUACAGAGGAUUGGCAGCAGCAGCAUUCGCCUAUCAAAAAGCAUCAACAAUCACGAUGGGUCAUCCAGUGACCCUGUACACUUCUCAUGCAUUACAUGCUCUGCUGACAAGUCAAAAGUUUGUGAUCACGAAUGCACGAAGGACAGGGUAUGAUGUCAUCCUGUCUGCACCAGAACUAACAAUUGAGAGGUGCCACACAAUCAAUCCAGCUGAUCGAGUGGUCUUAUCAGAUGAGGGAAUUCCCCAUGAGUGCACUACAGAAGCAGAGAAAUUUCUGAAGGCUAGAGAUGACCUAGAGAACCAACCAUUGCAAAAUGCCCAAAUUGUUUUGUUUGUGGACGGCUCUUGCUAUCGUGCGAAUGAUGGCAAUAAAGCAGGAUAUGCUGUAGUCAUGCACAAUGAGGAAGACGACUUGUUUCAAGUACUAACUAGCGUAAGCGUACCACAACCUUGUUCUGCCCAAUUAGCAGAAAUAAAAGCGUUAACAGCAGCAUGUAGGUUGGGAGCAGGAGGAAGGUGCACUAUUUACACUGAUUCAGCAUAUGCACAUGGGGUAUGUCACACAUUUGGACCCAUCUGGGAACAAAGGGGUUUCCAGAGAGCUGAUGGAUCAUCUAUUUUGCAUGGUCCUGCAAUUUCUGAUUUGCUCAAAGCAAUGAUGCUUCCAAAGGCAUUAGCCAUUGUGAAGUGUAAAGCUCACAAAUCUGAUGGGGAUAUGGUCAGUAGAGGUAAUGCGGCAGCAGAUGAGGCAGCUAAAGAUGCAGCAUUAGGAAAAGACUGUGUGAAAGUGAUGAUGGUACAGGAUGAAGAACAUGAGGAAGUGCGAGGGCAGGUAACAGAGGAAGAUCUUGGGGAAUAUCAGGACGUGGCGAGUAGAGAGGAGAAAGAGAGAUGGAAGAAACGAGGGGCAGUACAAGACCCCAACACAGGGUUAUGGAGAAGUAUUGAUGGAGUGUGGGUUCGUGAGGCCACACACGGAGCACAGGUUGACGAGCCACUACAGCAGGUGCAACCAGGUGACUACGUGUACAUCAAAGUGUUCAAAAGGAAACACUGGAGUGAGCCACGUCGUGAAGGACCAUUCAAGGUGGUACUAGCAACUCCUACCGCAGUCAAGGUUGAAGGUAAGGAAUACUGGUAUCAUCUUAACCAUUGUUGCAGAGCUGCGGUGAAAGGACCAGAGUGGAGGAAAUCUCGUGCUGAAUUGGCACGCUGCGCCCACUCUGACGACUCAGAAGACGACGACGACGGCACAGGCCCAGCACAGGAUAAAGGACCAGCAUACAGGACACGUGCUAAAACCACACAACCACGGCCAGUUGAGGGAGAACCAAGGCCAGGCUGUUCGUAUCAGGUUGAUUCACGACCACCACAUGACACAUUAGAAGAGACUGUGCAGAGACUACUAGGCAACGAAGAAGACACUGUCACUCCACCUGCACAGUUUGACACUCUUAAUCUACAAGAUCUAGUAGACUUAGACAUCGAUCUACCUGUGGAACCAUGA